GUUCAUUCGAUCAAUAAAGUCUAAUAGUUUAGUAGUAAUUUAGUUAUCUUCAGCGCAUUCUUAGUUCGUUCGUCAGAGAGCUCGAGUUCUACGACGUGUGAGAAUCUAUCACGCACCAAUUGGUAUCAGAGCCUGGUUCCGACGAACCGAGCUCGACGAGGCUGGCAUACAGGGCACGCUUGACGGAAACCGACUUGAUGUUGGACAUCAUCCAAAGGCGAUUCGAAGGAUGCAGAAGAUUGCCGCGGGAUGACGUUCUGCAACUUGUCGAUGGUGAACCACCAAUCGAGAUUGAUAAACCGCCGGAUAAACCUCCUAUUCCGGCCGAUGUAGAAAUCUCCUUGUGCUCUCUUACCGGUGCCUCUAGCCCUACUACCAUCCGCUUCAACACGUCAAUCCGCCAAGAACGAGUCGUCGUGCAUGUUGACCAUGGGUCGUCACAUAAAUUUGUAAGCCGUGAAGUUGCCGAGAAGUUAUUCUUGAAAGCUAGGCCGAUCCCGCCAUUCGAGGUUAAGGUCGCCAAUGGCGAUUGUCUGGUUUGUAACCGUUGUUUUGAAGUUGUUCCUAUUGAAGUUCAGGGCACAAGGUUGGUCGUUGAUUUGUUUGAACUUCCGAUUCAUGGCCUCGAAGUUGUCUUCGGCGUUCAUUGGCUUAAAGAGUUGGCGCCUAUGACGAUUAAUUGGCAGCUGAUGACGAUACGUUUCAAAUACAACGGUGUAUGGGUCACAUUGCAGGGGAUUCGCGAACCUACGGAUAGGGACACCAACCUCGCAAAGCGUCAACACGGGCGCAGUGGAUGGGGUCGUGAAGACGGUUCAGGGAUCUUGGCGUUGUCGAAAGGCGUUGUGACUGGAGGCUUCGCACCACAAGGAUCGACGGCAGCCACACCAGCAGGUGAGAGGCUGGAGAUGGAGUCAUUGCGGGAGAGAUCGGAGAAAAGGAAGGGUGCUUCCGUUAUUCUGAAGGGAAGCCGAGGUUCGGUUUGUGGCUGUAUCGGACCAAGUAUGAGAGGAUUGGUGGGUGCAUUACUGUAUGGAGUGGGCCAUGGAAGCCAUGGGCAAGUCGUCGGGGAGUCCACAGCCGAGCCGAAGAGAGUGAUGAGCGCAACGUCACGAAAUCUAGGAGGAUUCGAAGGUGUACGGAAUCGUGAACUUACUGAUGGCUACCGGAUGAUCGACGACCAAGGGAGCAUUGCCAUUAUGAGGAUGGGUUUAAAAGAUGGUUAUUUUACUAGUUCUUAUAAUUCCAUGCAGAGGGAGCGUAGGAAUGGGGAUGUGGUGAAUUAUUAUAUCAUGCAGGGUUAGCAGGCUGGAGAACAACAUCAUGAGCGCCGUUCGGAAGAGGGAGUUGAGUGGAACUUCCAUUCAAUGUGUGAGAAGGUGCAACAAGCUAGAGUUAGCUGCGAUGGCGGGGGGUUGGUUCAAGUACCCGAACCUAAUCGGAAGCGUCGUAAACGAGAUCGGUUUCGAGGGGCAUUCACUCUCUUUAUUGUCAUCAAUACGUGGGAACGAUUCUUCUUCAUCGAUCUAGGUUGAAGAUGACGCCUGAACCUCGGGGACGAGGUUGUUUAAAGAGAGGGGGGAGGGGGUUUGGUGCAUUAUAAUUUCCGCCAUCCACCUAGGAUAUUAUUAUUUUUCUUUCAUAUUAUUAUUAGUUUGAAUAUUCGGUUAUUAUUUAGUUAUUCGCAUUAUUAUAUUAUGUCUUGUCUAGGAAGUUAUUGUUUACUAGUCGGUUUGGGAUUGGGUUUCCUUGUCUUAAGGGGAAAUGGGUUUGUGGGACUUGUCCUAUAAAUAUGUACUUUUACU
Messenger RNA from Linum trigynum, 1805 nucleotides. NCBI's taxonomy places the organism in Eukaryota, Viridiplantae, Streptophyta, Magnoliopsida, Malpighiales, Linaceae. The record is from the annotation of a GenBank genome assembly.